This is a messenger RNA of Pangasianodon hypophthalmus (striped catfish), 4100 nucleotides long. RefSeq names its product signal transducer and activator of transcription 1a (gene stat1a). Lineage: Eukaryota; Metazoa; Chordata; Actinopteri; Siluriformes; Pangasiidae. The transcript is spliced from 26 exons. Gene Ontology annotation, molecular function: RNA polymerase II cis-regulatory region sequence-specific DNA binding; DNA-binding transcription factor activity, RNA polymerase II-specific. Gene Ontology annotation, biological process: defense response; cell surface receptor signaling pathway via JAK-STAT; type I interferon-mediated signaling pathway. Bases 213 to 2600 code for a protein of 795 amino acids. The record is from RefSeq and is a predicted model, not a curated record.
GACCUGGCUCUGUCAGUGAGGAGCAGGAGGAGGAGGAGGGGAAGGUGCACGCGGCUCGGGGGUUUGUAGCGUUAAAUGUUAACGCAGCCAUUUUAAAGGUCUCGAAGUAACAUCUCGCGUGUGUGUGUUUGUGUGUGUGUGUGUGUGUGAACAACACAGAAGAAGAAAUCUCCAGGCUUUACGGUAGCUCUCGUGCUAGGCGAACAUCCGAGAUGAGUCAGUGGCUCGAGCUGCAGCAGCUGGACUCCAAAUUCCUGGAGCAGGUGGACCAGCUAUAUGAUGACAACUUCCCCAUGGCCAUCCGCCAGUACCUCAGCAACUGGAUCGAGAGCCACGACUGGGACCACGUAGCUAACGUGGAGAACGAGUCGCUGGCCACAGUGCGGUUCCAUGACCUUCUGACCCAGCUGGACCACCAGCACAGCCGCUUCGCCAUGGAGAAGGACUUCCUGAAUCAGCACAACAUCCGCAAGAUCAAACGCAACCUGCAGACUCUGUUUGGGGACAACCCUGUCUCAAUGGCCAUGAUCAUCAGCAAGAACCUGGCUGAGGAGAGGAAGAUUCUGGCAGCGGCCCAAAUAUCUGAGAACUCGGCGCAUAGCGCUCAGAGCGACAUGAUGAUCGAGAAACAGAGAGAGCUGGACAGCAAGGUGAAGGACAUCAAGACCAAAGUGCAGGAAACAGAGCAGAACAUUAAGAACCUGGAGGAUUUGCAGGAUGAACACGACUUCAAGAGCAAGACUCUGCAGAAUCAUGAGGAGCUAAAUGGAACAAUAUCGAGGGAGGAGCUGAAUCGUGAGAAACUCUAUCUCAAAGCCAUGUUCAUGAAACUCAACAAUAUGAGAGGGGGGGUAGUGAGCCAGCUGUCAGAGGUGCUAAACCUGGUGGAGCAGCUGGAGUACGAGCUGAUCACAGUGGAGCUGUCUGAAUGGAAACGACGUCAGCAGAUGUCGUGCAUCGGAGGACUCACCAACGUCUGCCUCGAUCAGCUGCAGAACUGGUUCACAUCGUUGGGCGAGUGUCUACUGCAGGUUCAUCAGCAGUUGAAGAAGCUGUUGGAGCUGGAGCAGAAGUAUUCGUACCCCCAGGACCCCAUCACCCUGAGCCGGGGCUCGCUGGAGGAGCGUGCACUCACACAGCUUAAAACGCUGAUCACCAACUCCAUGGUUGUGGAGCGACAGCCGUGUAUGCCUACACAACUACAGAGGCCACUGGUGCUGAAGACUGGCGUACUGUUUACUCUAAAAGUCAGAUUGCUGGUGAAACUUCAGGAAUUUAACCACACAGUUCGAGUAAAAGUGCACCUGGAUAAAGAUGUGACGGAGAAGAGGAAAGGUUUCCGGAAGUUCAACAUCCUCGGGACAAACAUGAAGGUGAUGAACAUGGAGGAGUCGAUUGGGAUGGCUGCUGAAUUCCGACACCUGCAACUGAAAGAGCAGAAGGUAGCGGGAAACAGGACGAAUGAGGGUCCAUUGAUUGUCACUGAGGAGCUCCACUCUUUCACAUUUGAGGCGGAGCUCUGCUGGUCAGGACUAGUCAUCAACUUUGAGACGUCGUCUCUGCCCAUUGUGGUGAUCUCCAACGUUAGCCAGCUGCCAUGUGGUUGGGCCUCCAUCAUGUGGUACAACAUGUUGACCUCUGACCCCAAGAAUCUGUCGUUCUUCGUGAGCCCGCCCUCGGUGAGUUGGGGUCAGCUGUCUGAGGUGCUGAGCUGGCAGUUCUCCUCCAUCACCAAGCGAGGCCUGAACGCUGAGCAGCUGAGCAUGCUGGGACACAAACUGCUGGGACCAAAAGCAGCCAAAGACCCUGAAGCUCAGAUUCCCUGGAAUAAAUUCUGUAAGGGAGGCAGUGAAAAGAACUUCACCUUCUGGUUGUGGAUUGAGGGAAUCCUGGACCUGAUCAAGAGACACCUCCUGAGCCUGUGGGAUGAAGGUUGCAUUAUGGGAUUUGUGACUAAGGAGCGCACUAAGGCCCUGCUCAGUGAUAAAGCUCCUGGAACCUUCCUUCUGCGCUUCAGUGAGAGUAACCGAGACGGAGCCAUUACCUUCAGCUGGGUUGAACGCACCCCUAACGGUGAGCCACAGGUGCGCUCAGUCGAGCCCUACACUAAGAAAGAGCUCUCGGCCGUGUCUCUGGCCGACAUCCUCAGAAACUACAGAGUGAUGGCGGCUGAAAACGUCCCUGAGGACCCCCUGCGCUUCCUGUAUCCAAACACACCCAAAGACGAUGCCUUCUGCAAAUAUUACUCCAAACCUACUGACAAACACGAACCGAUGGACGUGGACAAGAAGAACGAAUAUAUCAAAACCACGCUAAUCUCCGUCUCUGAAAUGGAAAACCAAAGAAAACACCUCCUCAACUCUGAAUUCCUACACGGGAACCCGGGAUGGUCUGCUCCACACCAAGUUCAGCAAGUGACGUCAAAUCAACAUGGCUGCUCACAGCAAGAACAGAAAACGUCGGAGUAUAACGACAUCAUGAUGCCGCUGUCGCCUGAGGAGUACGGAGAACUGGAGCGCAUGGUACGGAGCACACUCAGUCACACUCGUGAUCUGACUGGAGAUCUUGGAGAGCUGUAUUGUGGCCUUUCUGAUGAGUGAUGAACGAACAGAGCAAAGAAGUUCACCGAUCUUCUCAAUCUACAAAACAAAUGGGGAAAAAAAAAGCACUUGAGGUUCAGCACCACCUCUUCCCACUCUCUCAGAUUUUUCUAGAAGCUCAGCUCACAGGUCUAACGCCUACAUUUAAAAAAAACAAACAAAAAAAAACAGCCAAAAGGAAUAUAAUGCACCUUACAUGGAAAAAGCACUUACCUGCUGCUGAUGCACUUUUCCUCUCGCCUUUUACGUUAGACAGGAAGGUGCGUCAAAAAAUAUAGAGAAAAAAAUGCACCAAAAAAUAUAGAGAAAAAUGUGUUAGAUCAGAGUUUCGACGCUCUCUGUGCCUUCUUGCAUUUAUUUUGUAUUAGGAUAUUUAAAAAAAACCAAAAAAAAAAACCAAUUCUUUACUGAAGUCUGUCACUGUAAAUCCACCUCUUCCUCCAAUGCAGCGGUUUAAACAGAGGCACAGGGACGUUUCCUCGCACGCCGCCUCAUCGCGUACACGUACAGCGCAACAGACUCAUCCAGCAGGCUCGCUAGGAUUUAAUAUAAACCUGAUCCGGGGUUAUUUUAUCGCCAUGACAACAACUCGAGAUGUUCACAUGACCACUGUUAUUACACCCGACGCAUAAAACGGUCACAAUCGUAAAAGAAACAAGCGCUUUAAUAGCGAAUAAACUCGCAUGCCUAGAGUUAAGUAUCUGUCAAUUAAGUAUGUGUCAUUUUAUUGUUGUCAUGGUUACCACCUGUUGGGAAACGCCCACAUUAAUUCCUGAGGUACACAUUUAGUUUGUGUUGUUGUUGACCUAAUGGUUUGUCUCUGAAGUAAAUCUUAAAAAGCAGCUUCAAUCUCUACACGUGCAGGAAGCCGACAGAAAUUAAAAUACCAUUAAAUAUUUCUCACCACUGCUCUGUUUAUGAAAAAACAACAACAACAACAACAACAACAACAAACAAAGCAAACAUUUAAAUCGUGUUUGGAAAGCUUUGCUUUUAUUUGUUUCGUUUGUGAAAUAAAUACUCAGCGUCGUCUGUAACACAACUGAAUCGUAACAGCGUAAGAGGAAGAGUACAAACAGGAACGUACGCAUAUUCUUAUUAAUAUAGAGAGAGUGUGUAUAUAUAUAUAUAUAUAUAUAAUAAAUAAUACAUUCAGUCGUAAACACAGCCUGUGAUUGGUCAGAGUGCAGGGUGUCACUAGAUUAGACUCUUUUCUACAGCUGUGUGUAUUGUCUGCUAUAUGAUUAGACUUUGCUAGAAACACCCUGGAUGAUUCCACUCCUCUGCAGCAGCAACUCGCCAGAACAAUAACAGCUUCUUGUGCUAACUUGUGACGGGAAACGGGGUUUUUAACUUUUAGGGGCCUUCGCAGAAUACAGGAUAAAUGCUUUCCCAGCCUGGAUACACUUGUACCACGGAUGUGUGGAGAUAUCUGCAGUGCUCUCCAAAAUUAUUGGCACCCUUUAAUAAUAAUAAUAAAAAAUAAAAAAUAAAAAAAAA